UAUAGGUGUCGUUUUUGCUCAUGUUGAAUCGGUGGCCACGGAAGGCAUACCCGUCUUACCCAUGCCGAAAUCGCCUUCGCUUUCGCGACGUCAGGCCGUUUCCAUGAAGUAUUCUGUUCAUGGUAGCCGUUCUUAUCGAGAAAUUCUCCAGCAGCGAAAUGACAAUGACAAAGCAGCGAGUGACGAUCGACCGAGCCCAAUUUCUCCUGAAGGGGUGACACUCUAUGAUCGACCAGUCAGCAUAAGCGAAUGGGUCGAUUUUGGCAAUGCAGACGGAAUGAAGAAGGAAUAUGAGCCACACAAACUAUUAUCCCGUCUUUACGAACCAGAAUCCUCCCCCGUUGAGUCCACGCCAACCGAACCCAACGACGGUGCUUUGCUCUCCAUCACAGAAGAGGCAGAAACGUCCGUCUCGCUACAAGAACCUCUCCCAUCCUCGGCUUCAUCUACCGAUAGCGUUAUGAAUGAGAUUCCGCGCGAUGAACCCAACAUAGUCGUUGGAAGAACGCCGUCAAAAAAAUACAGUCGAUUAAAACGAUCACUAUCCGAGCGAUUAGGUUUUCGAUCGAAUCGAAAAACGAUUUUUGGCAGUCUGUUUCAAGAUAAACGGAAUAAAACGAAGGAUACGGUAGAGGAACCCUUCGUGUAUCGAGAGAACCGUAGUAUGGAAAGACCUACCCACCGACUUUCUCAUACUGUCCAAGGUCCAUUACCUCGACGGCGGUCCAGUGUGUCGGCCUUCUUUUCAUCAAGAUUCUCUUUCAGAAGUAUCAUGAGGAACCGGGGAUCGUCUGGGCUGCAGGUGUCAGAUGGUGGUAGCGAAGAACAAGAAGGUCCAAAUGCAUCAUGCUAUACUGACGAUGGACAGAUGUCGGUGGCUCUGGAGCGAGCCAUGUAUCGUCUGUCUCACUUUAAGCUUGGCAACCAACGACGGCCGUUGAGGGAUCAGGUGCUCAUUUCCAAUCUCAUGUUCUGGUACCUGUCUACCCUUAAUAUUCAUCCUUACCGCCAUCAGCCACAAUCAACUUCCCAAGCUACUUCAGCUUCCCAAGAGCCGCACCCUCAGUCAUCCUCACCAACCACGCCAUCCACGUCCGUCCAAGACAAUACCAUCCCAACGCGAUCCAGUACAGAUCAACCGGGACGUGGCAACAGCCGACCAAAGUCUAAAAAGAACAUUGACAAAUACAAGCCCGUGCGAAAUACCGAUUAUGUCGCUCAGCAACGUGCUGACUCCAUCAACACCUCUCCUCCUCAAUCACCGUUAUAGAAAAACGUCCCUAUUCCCCCCAUUUUUGUACUGUAACC
Radiomyces spectabilis is the source of this 1308-nucleotide messenger RNA. Its product is annotated as activator of mitotic machinery Cdc14 phosphatase activation C-term-domain-containing protein. The coding region runs from base 62 to 1270 and encodes 402 amino acids. The record is from RefSeq and is a predicted model, not a curated record. NCBI's taxonomy places the organism in Eukaryota, Fungi, Mucoromycota, Mucoromycetes, Mucorales, Radiomycetaceae. Gene Ontology annotation, biological process: establishment of cell polarity; positive regulation of G2/M transition of mitotic cell cycle. Gene Ontology annotation, cellular component: cell septum; cytoplasm. The transcript has a single exon.